UUGCUCCCCAAUUAAUCCCAACACAUGAUUUGAUGCCACACCCACUACAUAAAGAGAGCACGCGAAAAGGAGGUGGGAAAAAGCAGAGAUAUCUGAAAAACGAGAGAUUACAGAGAACCUAGCAGCAGCCGCUUCUCUUCUUCCCAAUCCACCUGAAGAGAAUGCAGCAAUAACCAGUAAAUCAAAGAAGUAAUUGCAUUGGCCAUCUGCACACAUCAACACUACCAUGGAGACAACUACAAUUGAAGUAUUGCAUGAUUGCCUCAUUCGCAAAAUAGUAUCCUACCUUACUUUUAAAGAAGCAGCUAAGAUGAGCAUUCUCUCCAAAACAUGGCUACAAGCCUGGUUGACUCAUCCCAACUUGGAAUUCACAGUUGAUUAUCGCCACGACAUGAAAAUGGUGGAUAAAGUCAUGGAGAGAUAUAGGGACAGAAAAAUCCCUAUUGACAAGUUUGAAUUAUCAUCAGAUUCUAGUUCUCUUGAAGAUAUUGAGAAGUGGCUCGGAAUAGCUCUUCAGAAUGGUGUUAAAGAUUGUAGAUUUCAUGGCUUAGCAUGCCCCUUGCCUAUUUUCAUAAUCUUGGCAGCAAAAUCUUUAAAAGAAUUGGUUCUGACACGUUGCAACCUACGGAGUGUUUGUUUAUCUAGUGGUGUGGCGAACCUUUAUUUGGAGAAGCUAUCUUUAUCAUCUAUCUUUUUGACUGAAGGCAUGCUUCAAACUCUACUCACUAAUUGUCCCUUGAUUGUCAGUUUCGUCAUUGAUAGUUGUUAUGGGUUGGAUAAGAUCGAGCUGCGGAAUCUUCAAAAGAUCAGGUCAGUUUCCAUAACAAAAAGCAGUCGAAAACGUGUUAAAAUCCAAGCACCAACUCUUGAACACUUUUCUUAUUAUCAGUUGUCUGUGGAAAAAUUGGAUAUUGUUGAAUGUAAGAAUUUGAAAUCUUUAGAACUAUCAUAUGUGACUCUAUCUGGUGGUUUUCUCGAGCACCUUAUCUCUGGAUUCCAAUUCCUUGAGUAUUUGGUAAUAGUGUGCCUUGGUAAAGGGUCGGAAAGGUUUAACAUUUUGAGUCGAUCUCUAAGGGUAUUGAAGAUUGAGGAUUGUGAGGGUGUAGGAGAAAUUGAUACUCCAAAUUUGGAAUCAGUUGAGUAUAUUGGAGAUCAAAUUCCAAGGCUCAAAAUUACGAAAACGUCAAGCCAAUUGAAGCACUCACAGAUUGUUCUUCACUGUCAGAACAAUUUAAAUGUUGUGUGGUUUUAUGAGUUGAGAAGGUUCCUGUCAAACUUGACCUCUUGGUCUCAAGUUUCCCUUCAUUUUUCCAAAUGCCAUGAGAUAAAUAGGAAAGAAUUGAAACCGCACGAUAGAGUUGCUCUCCCCCAAGUGAACGUUUUAGAUGUAGAUAUAAAAUCAUCCGGGAAUUGCCCAACUUUUAUAGAUGCUUUGCUAUGGAGUUGUCAUCCCAAGAGACUCAACCUAUCAUCAACGGUCAAAAUGAUUAUAUGUUUCAUCGAUCGUUUAACGUAUUCGAAGAAUUCAAGUCAUUCUAAUUCUCAUGAAAGCAAGCCUAUGCGUAGUCAAUUAAAAGAAGUAAAAGCCUACAAAUUUGACUGGAAAAAUCAACCUGUGGAACUCAAAAGUGGGGAGCUAGCGAUAAGGAGCCUUACGGAGAGUGAGAAAGUUUAUUUUUUAUUAGAUUGGUGAUGCAGUUAAUUUGUCUCUAUUUCAAAGUGAAUGCACUUAUUCAUUUCUAAAGUUUAUUAAUCUAUUUUUCAGGAUAUUUUUCUUUUA
This is a messenger RNA of Nicotiana tabacum (common tobacco), 1780 nucleotides long. Its product is annotated as putative F-box/LRR-repeat protein At3g18150. Lineage: Eukaryota; Viridiplantae; Streptophyta; Magnoliopsida; Solanales; Solanaceae. Gene Ontology annotation, molecular function: protein binding. The record is from RefSeq and is a predicted model, not a curated record.